ACCACUAGACAAAUAUUUAUCUUUCUUUUGAAAAAAUAAAAAAUAAAAAGUAUUUUGUCCAGCCUCAUUUUCAUUGAGAACGAUCAAGGAUUUUGUUUGGUGGUUGUGAAUUCCUAUCCAACCAUGUCAGGUGUGGUAGCAGGUUCCUCCUCUUCAUGCACAGCCACCUUCACCACCAGAAGAACCAUUCAAAACUCUCACCUCACAACACCUUCUAAAACACUCACUCCUCCUCGUUGCCAGAAAACAUCUUUUCAAGGUCUCUCCAUUGUUGAAGCCAAGAGGGGUGUUUCAGAUUCCUUCCUUGGUGUUGGUGAGAAUUACAAGAAUGGUUCCUCCUCCUCCAUUGCAAGAAGGAGACUUGAGAUCACUGCUAAAACUGCUGGGGCUUCAAAGACAAUUGAAGCUGAGGUUGACAAGCCACUUGGCCUCACCUUAGGCCAAAAGCCUACUGGUGGUGUUGUCAUCACUGCUGUUGAAGGUGGGGGAAAUGCAGCAAAAGCAGGGUUAAAGGCAGGGGACCAAGUCCUUUAUACUAGCAGUUUCUUUGGGGAUGAAUUGUGGCCUGCGGAUAAGCUUGGCUUCACUAAAACCGCAAUCCAAGCUAAGCCAGACUCUGUCUACUUUGUUGUCAGCAGAGGAGCUGAGGUAGAUGUUAAAAGGCUCCCAAAGCGUCCUGCUCCGCCUCGGUUUGGAAGAAAACUGACUGACGCUCAAAAGGCUAGAGCUACUCACAUUUGCCUUGAUUGUGGAUUCAUAUACACCUUACAGAAACCUUUUGAGGAGCAGCCGGAAUCAUACAUCUGCCCCCAAUGUCAAGCACCUAAGAAGAGGUUUUCUCCAUAUGAUGUAAACACUGGAAGAGCUAUAGGAGGGGGCUUGCCUCCUAUUGGAGUUAUCAUUGGACUUGUGGCUGGUCUUGGUGCAGUUGGAGCUUUGCUUGUUUAUGGUCUUCAGUAACAAAACAUUUUAUCCUAUCACAUGCUGCUAGUUUUAUUGAUUUUCUGUCCUCUAAAGCUGGCUCAAUCUCAGUGCUUGUAUCUCUGAAACUCCUUAAUGUUCAACUGAAAGUUGAAGCUUUAUGUAUGAGAUUAAACUUGUUCUGAAAUUUGCAAUUUGCAUAGGUACAUGUUAUAAUAUAAUAGCUUUGUCACUGCA
Lotus japonicus is the source of this 1158-nucleotide messenger RNA. RefSeq lists its product as uncharacterized. Lineage: Eukaryota; Viridiplantae; Streptophyta; Magnoliopsida; Fabales; Fabaceae. The record is from RefSeq and is a predicted model, not a curated record. Bases 124 to 960 code for a protein of 278 amino acids. Gene Ontology annotation, molecular function: iron ion binding; protein binding. The transcript is spliced from 6 exons.